GCAUACUGAACUGUGAUUUUAGUGUGUUGUUACACCUUUAAUAGUUUUACAGUCCAAUUUUGCAAUCCUUUCUCAACAACAGAGUAAAACUGUGCAUUUCUUGAGGACUUUGUUGAGGACGUUUUAUUUUAACGAUCAUAACGAAUGUUUAUUGGUAAGAAAAAAUUGGAAGCAUUUCCAAUCCUAUCUUUAAAGCUGCUGUUUAUAUCAAGUUGCCAUAGCCAUAAACCUUUUAAUGAAUAUAUCAACACGCCUUUUCAACUUUGACAGAUUACCAUUGAGGGACAAAGUCUAAGUAAAGGGGUAAAGGUAAAAAUGUAAUUUAGAUAGGAGAGGAGUGGCAGCAAGGACAAUUGACGUCCACUGUCAUAUAUAAGAUCCCUCACAUCUCCUUAGUCCUUCACUCUCAGCUGCCAAGCUCCUCUGUUCCAAUACGUGCCACUUCCUCCUCUGACUGAUCAGCACACUUCUUUCAACAAUGGAGCCCCUGAUUAGACGCCAGAGCUCUCAAACUGUUGGUUUCUCUGGUUACUCUGGAGUCGUUGGCAGACCUCUGUCGAUGGCCAACUCCUACGCUCAUAGUGUCAGCGGAGGGGCAGGUGGCCAUGGGACCAGGAUCUCCACUGUCUCCUAUAGCAGUCGGGUUGGCAGUGGCCUCGGUGGCAGUUCUGACUACCGAGCUUUAGGAUCCACCUCUGGGACACUGGCUAUUGGAAAUGAGAAGCUAGCCAUGCAGCACCUGAACGAUCGCCUGGCCAGCUACCUGGAGACCGUGAGGAAUCUGGAGAAGGCCAACAAAUCACUGGAGAUCAAGAUCAGAGAGGUCAUCGAGCAGAGAGGACCCUUGAAAGGAAGCGACUACAAUAAGUAUUAUGUUAUCAUCUCAGAGCUGAGGGAAAAGAUCUUUAAUAUGAUCAAGGACAACACCCAUCUUGCAAUUUCUCUUGACAACGCACGUCUUGCUGCAGAUGACUUUAGAGUCAAGAUGGAGUACGAGAUGUCCAUAAGGCAGGCAGUGGAGGCUGACGUAAAUAAACUAAGGAAGCUUCUGGAUGACACAAAUGUUAUUCGUCUGCACUUGGAGGGAGACAUUGAGUCUCUGAGGGAAGAGUUGAUCACUUUGAAGAAGAACCAUGAAACGGAUGUUGCUGAAUUGCGUGCCCACAUUACCCAGGUUAACGUCAAUGUGGAUGUUGAUGCUCCUAAAGGUCAAGAUCUGGCCAAGAUCAUGGAGGAAAUGAGGGCUAAGUAUGAAAAGAUAGCACUGAAGAACCAGGAGGAACUCAAAGCAUGGCAUGAAACUCAGAUCACAGAAGUACAGGUCCAGGUAACUGAGAGCUCAACAGCAUUAAAGGAAUCCACAAGUAUGUUGACUGAAGUUAGGAGGAAGUAUCAGUCAAUGGACAUUGAUCUUCAGUCUGCACGCAGUCUGAAAGAAGCCCUGGAAGCUACCUUGCGUGACAUUGAGAUGCGUCACAGCAUUGAAUUGGAGAGGUACAACUCAAUCAUCUUGAGGGUGCAAGAGGAGCUGAGUCAGAUCCGCACAGACAUCCAGCAAACCACAAGAGAAUACGAGCACCUGCUGAAUAUCAAGGUGAAACUGGAGGCUGAAAUCGCUGAGUACAGGAGGCUACUGGACGGUGGAAUUGAACUGAAACUGGAAGAUGCUGUUGACAAGAAGACGGUGGAGAAAAAAGUGGUGACGGUCACUCUUGUGGACGGCAAAGUGGUGUCAGAGGACAUUAAAACCACCGAAAAGAUUGAAAUUAGUUAAAAACU
Melanotaenia boesemani (Boeseman's rainbowfish) is the source of this 1779-nucleotide messenger RNA. Its product is annotated as keratin, type I cytoskeletal 18-like. Gene Ontology annotation, cellular component: keratin filament. Lineage: Eukaryota; Metazoa; Chordata; Actinopteri; Atheriniformes; Melanotaeniidae. Gene Ontology annotation, molecular function: structural molecule activity. The transcript is spliced from 7 exons. The record is from RefSeq and is a predicted model, not a curated record. The coding region runs from base 479 to 1774 and encodes 431 amino acids. Gene Ontology annotation, biological process: intermediate filament cytoskeleton organization.